Molecule: messenger RNA, 3960 nt
Organism: Leptinotarsa decemlineata (Colorado potato beetle)
Lineage: Eukaryota; Metazoa; Arthropoda; Insecta; Coleoptera; Chrysomelidae
Source: RefSeq, a predicted model, not a curated record
AUGGCUCAGCUUUUUGCAAGCAUAGUUUCAUUUAAAAUGCGUUUGCUUCUAAUGCUAUUAGUUGUCGGUGCGACGUGUUCAGUUUGUAUUUCAGGACACAAAGCCGAGGAACACAAACCUGUGCACCCUCACGAAAAGCUACAUCAUCCGAAAAACAUCCACGAGAAGAAACACCAUCAGAUAAUCCAUCAAGAGAAGGCCCACCAUGCCAAACCUCAUCACGAGAAAGCCCAUCAUGUGGCAAAUCGACACCACCAUGCAGAGGUGAAGCAUCAUGGUCACCAUGCGAAACCCUUUGGGAUCAGAGCCAAUGAUGAAUAUUGCUCUUGGGUCUGCCAUGGGUCGUCUGAUAAGGGUGGCCGACAGGUUCUCUACAAACAAUCUCUCAUAGCCAUCUUCAGCAGAUCCACCAAGGCAGCCGUAAUAGUUGACUACUCGUCAAAAAUAAUAGGCGUCUUCAACGGAAGACAAGGCACCAUCAUCGUGGUAAACAUUUCAGAAAAAGUUCGCUACCACCUGAAGAGCGACAACGAUGAAAUCUGGUCCAACUUCGACGAUUACUUCCAGAAACUCUCAUCUUUGCAACCGUUAUUGAAAACCGCUCAAGAAAAGGGCCAGAAGUCCAGCCUAGACAAUUUGGAAGAACCAGUAAAAGGAGAGUUGGAAGAAGUCACACAAGGGCUAGGAGGAUCGAGACCUCUGCCACAGGAACUGGCGUUACUUGAAAAAUUCAUUGAGCAACUGAACGGUUCCCUUCGCUUGGUGUACAAGGGCUCCGGAAGUUUCAAGAUCGCCAGUCCAGUUGACGGAUUCCUAAAUGUUAACCUGGCAAUAGCCGAACUACUGGGGUACUCUGAAGGAAAACUGAAUGAGAGAAACAUCAACUUGAACGCUUCCCAAAUUUUCAGAGCUGAAAGUGGAGCCGAAGUGCUGCUGAAUGUUCUGGCCCAAACUGGAUUGCGCUUUGACCUCAUUAAGCUGUUCGGUAAUUUGGCAAACUCCCCAGAAAAGGUGCUUAACUUGCUCAAACAAGCCAGCAGCGGCUCUCACGAGGGUGUGGAUGGAUUGAUAACGAUCUUGGUUGACUACGCAGAGCUUUACGUCGGAAAGGGUGACGUUCAGGAACUCAUCAACGCAAUUUUGAAUUACAAUUCUCGCGUGCAGGAUAGCCAAGAUCUGGGCAGGCUAGUUAAUGAGACAUUGACUGUGCUCGAGAACCAAGACAGAGUUUUCCACAAUGCUCCAGGAUUCUCAAUAUACUUGAAGCUGUUACGAGGAUACAUCAAUAAUGACUUUAUUUUGAAUAACAUCAGUCUCAAUGAUCUUGUCGUUAUUUUCACGUCAAGGAGUGCCACGGAUCGUUUCAACUCGAUAGCGAAGGUCUUGUCUCACCUCAAUCCAGCUAGAACCAUUCCGGAGUUUUUCCGUUCACUUGGGAAGCAAUUCAGUCAGAUCUUGGGUGGUGGAGUGAUACCAGGAGUGGGAGGAAAUGGAGGUAUCAACCAGAUUGUUGAGAGCGUCACCGGCAUACCAGUUAUCGGAGGAAUAGUUGGCAGUAUAUUUGGCGGAGGUAAUGGAUCUGGCAGUGGUGGUUCAAAAAAUGAUUCUCACUCUUCUGGAUCAGGAGGGGGAGAAGGAGGAAGUGGAUCCUCAUCUGGUGGACUAGGAGGUCUUCUUGGAUUGGGUGGAGGCUCAGCUGGUGGAGAUAAAGGUUCAUCUGGAGGAGACAAAGGCUCAUCUGGUGGAGACAAAGGCUCAUCUGGGGGAGACAAAGGCUCAUCUGGUUCUGGUUCAUCAGGAGGAGACAAAGGUUCAUCUGGUUCUGGUUCAUCAGAAGGAGACAAAGGCUCAUCUGGAGGAGACAAAGGUUCAUCUGGUUCUGGUUCAUUAGGAGGAGACAAAGGCACAUCUGGUUCUGGUUUAUUAGGAGGAGACAAAGGCUCAUCUGGAGGAGACAAAGGCACAUCUGGUUCUGGUUCAUUAGGAGGAGACAAAGGUACAUCUGGUUCUGGUUUAUUAGGAGGUGACAAAGGCUCAUCUGGAGGAGACAAAGGCUCAUCUGGUUCUGGGGGAUUGGGAGGAGACAAAGGUUCCUCUGGAUCUGGAUCAUUGGGAGGAGACAAAGGUUCAUCUGGUUCUGGUUCAUCAGGAGGAGACAAAGGCUCUUCUGGAGGAGACAAAGGCUCAUCUGGUUCUGGAGGAUUGGGAGGAGACAAAGGUUCCUCUGGAUCUGGAUCAUUGGGAGGAGACACAGGUUCUUCUGGUUCUGGUUCAUUAGGAAGAGACAAAGGCUCAUCUGGGGGAGACAAAGGCUCAUCUGGAGGAGACAAAGGUUCAUCUGGGUUUGGAGGAUUGGGAGGGGAUAAAGGUUCAUCUGGUACCAGUUCUUCGAGUGGGGACAAAGGUUCAUCCGGUUCUAGUUCCAAUUCAUCAGAAGGAGGUGAAGGUUCAUCGGGAGGAGGCAAAGAUUCAUCCAGUGCUGGGUUAUCAGGAGAAAAAGGUUCAUCUAUUUCUGGAUCCUUAGAAGGAAGUUCUGGUUCUGGAUCAGUGGGAGGAAAUAAAAGCUCAUCUAGUUCUGGAUCACUGGGAGGAGAAAAAAACUCCUCAGCUUCUGGAUCAACGGGAGGAGACAAAGGCUCAUCAUCGGGAAGUCUUUCCGGAUCAGUUGAGGGAGGAGUUAAAGGAUCAACCAAUAGCUCGUCAUCUUCUGGACCGUUGGGUGGUCUUUUUGGACCAGGCUAUGGAGGUGGAAAAGAAAAUGAUGGGGGGAGUAAAGAAGGCGGUGGAAAAGGUAGUGGAGGCGAAAAAGGAGAAGCAAGUGGAGGAGGGGAUGGAAAAGGAAGUUUAGGAGGAGACGGAAAAGGAGAGGGAGUGGGAGAAAAAGAUGGUAAAGGAGGUAUAGAUGGUGGAAAAGGAAUAGGGAAAGAUGGAAAAGGAGAAGGAGCAAGUAAAGGAGGAGAUAGCAAAGGAGGUGCAGACGGAGGAAUAGGAAUCGGAGGAGACGGAAAAGGAGAAGGAGCAGGUAAAGGAGAAGACGGUAAAGGAGGUGCAGAUGGAGGAAAUGGAAUCGGAGGCGACGGAAAAGGAGAGGGAGCGGGUAAAGGAGGAGAUGAUAAAGGAGGUUCGGAUGGAGGAAAAGGAGAUGGAAUAGGAGGCGUAGGAGGUGAUAAAGGAAUCGGAGGAGAUGGAAAAGGCGGAGAAGGAGGCGGCAAAGGAGAUGGAAAAGGUGGCGAAGGAGGAGGGCAAAUUGGGGUAGGCAAUGGCGGAUCCAUAGGAAUUGGUGGUGGAGGUAAUGGCGGUGCAGGCGGAGGCGGUGCCAUAGGUGUAGGUGACGGAGGAAAGGAAGGAGGAAAGAUUGAAGUAGACGGUCAAAGUAAAGAAGGAGAGAAGGGAGGACAAGUGGGAGGAAAAGAAGGAGGACAGGGAGCUGAAAAAGGAGGUGAACACGGAGGAGGAAGUUUGUCAGUGGGUGGGGGAGGAAGUGGUGGUUCAGGUGGAGGAGGUGCAAUAGGCGUGGGCGGAGAUGGAAAAGGAGGCAGUGGAAGUGAAGGAAGUGGUGGUGGUGGUGGUUCAGUCCACAGUGGAGGAUCUUUCUCGGUAGGUGGAGGUGGAAAUGGAGGCUCAGGUGGAGCAGGAUCAGUUGGUAUUGGCGGAGGAAAGGAAGGGGGUGGCUCAAUUGUAGCCGGCAGAGGCGAAAACGGGUCAGGAGGAAAAGGCGGUGCCAUACAAGUAGGCGGUGGAGGAAAUGGUGGCACAGGAGGAGGUGGAUCAGUAGGUGUAGGUGGAAAUGGAGGAAAAGUUAGUGCUGGCGGACAAGGCAGAUCGCAUCAUAUAAAACCAAAAGAAAAACAUCAUCACUGACGUACCACUCUGUUGCAGUGUAAUAAAUAGAUGGAAUUUCGAUAAUAUUCAUUCAGAAAAGUAAUAAUUUGUUUUAAAUAAAUUUAACCAAGUUAAAAA